This is a messenger RNA of Rasamsonia emersonii CBS 393.64, 1080 nucleotides long. Its product is annotated as Vacuolar armadillo repeat protein Vac8. The record is from RefSeq and is a predicted model, not a curated record. The annotation marks the transcript as partial. Gene Ontology annotation, cellular component: fungal-type vacuole membrane. NCBI's taxonomy places the organism in Eukaryota, Fungi, Ascomycota, Eurotiomycetes, Eurotiales, Trichocomaceae. The transcript has 2 exons. Gene Ontology annotation, molecular function: protein binding; protein-membrane adaptor activity. Gene Ontology annotation, biological process: nucleus-vacuole junction assembly; vacuole inheritance.
GACAACCGGCAGCAGCUAGUCAAUGCUGGUGCCAUUCCAGUCCUGGUGCAGCUGUUGUCGUCGCCCGACGUCGAUGUGCAGUACUACUGCACGACCGCCCUCAGCAACAUUGCUGUUGAUGCCGCCAACCGCAAGAGACUGGCUCAGACCGAGUCCCGGUUGGUACAGUCCCUCGUGCAACUCAUGGAUUCGUCGACUCCGAAGGUCCAGUGUCAGGCGGCCCUGGCUCUCCGGAAUCUGGCCUCCGACGAAAAGUAUCAGCUCGAAAUCGUCCGGGCAAAAGGUCUGCCACCGCUGCUACGACUUCUCCAAUCCUCCUACCUGCCGCUCAUCUUAUCCGCCGUCGCCUGUAUUCGAAAUAUAUCGAUCCACCCCCUCAACGAGUCUCCCAUCAUCGACGCGGGCUUCUUGAAACCUCUCGUCGAUCUUCUCGGCUCGACGGACAACGAAGAGAUCCAGUGCCAUGCCAUUUCGACCUUACGGAAUCUGGCUGCCAGUUCCGAUCGCAACAAAGAACUUGUUCUUCAGGCCGGUGCGGUGCAGAAGUGCAAGGAUCUGAUCUUACAUGUCCCGGUGCUUGUGCAAUCCGAAAUGACCGCUGCGAUUGCGGUCUUGGCGCUCAGCGAUGAGUUGAAGCCUCGACUACUGGCUUUGGAUGUGUUUGAUGUGCUCAUUCCCCUGACGGACUCGGAAAGCAUCGAGGUGCAGGGGAACAGUGCUGCGGCACUUGGGAACCUAUCUUCCAAAAUUGGAAACUACUCUAUUUUCGUUCGGUAUUGGACGGAGCCGAAUGGCGGGAUCCACGGCUACCUGACUCGAUUCCUCGACAGCGGCGACCCGACCUUCCAGCACAUCGCCAUCUGGACGCUGCUGCAGCUGCUCGAGUCGGAAGAUGCAAAACUCAUUGAGCUGAUUUCCAAGUCGGACGACAUUGUCCAGCUGGUCAAGCGGAUUUCCGAUCGGAAUAUCGAGUCGGAUGACGAGGAGACCGAGGAUGGAGAAGGAGAGGUCGUUGCGCUGGCACGGCGGUCUCUCGAGCUCCUCGGCAAAGGGCCGAAACAGACCCUGGUUGAGGGCUAG